ACAGCAGGAGAGGAGAGGCAGUUCACCGUCCACCACCCUGAUCUCUCACAUCAGACACACUGGUAGUCAGCCAGCUGCCUCAAGUAGAAAAGAGAUCCUGGUUUCAUUAUCCAUCUACAGAACGGGCCAUUGACUUCUUCCAGAUUGGACUUAAUUUUCUGAGGCAGAUACCAGCAUAAAGAAACAUUUGGUUUUUCCCUACUUUUUCUUUUUUUUUUCCUUCUUCAGGCUUGGUGAGCAGCACAAGUGGAUUGUUCUUUUGCUUGCCUCAGGAUUUGUACUCGUGGUGUUGGGGUGAGGGGUGUGUGUGAUAAACAGCUGCAAGAGGAGAGAACGGUUUGCACUGCAGCAUCAGGCUGGCAUCUCUUGUUCUAUGUUGCCUCUCGAGGUUGCACACAUGCACAUUUUAACCAGCCAGAAGCAGAAGCAGCAGAGCCUAGCAGCAUUUUUUUUCACGCGUCAAUGGAUAAUCACUACUUUAAGGGCCGACUCCCACUGAGGGAGAAAAGAUAAUGAUUCAGGAAGAACACAGGCAAGCUUUAUGUUUUAAAAAGUAGAAACUUCUGGAUUAAUUAAAAAAAUAAAUAAAAGAGGCUUUGGUGACCGGAUGUUGGCUGCGUCGACCUGAAUCCCGUCCCCUUUUCCUCCACUCCCUCCCCCUCCAGUCCAAACAUGAACUCUUCCUCUGAUGCGAACCAAAGCAUUUCUCCCCCGUUUUGCCUUCUUGGCGCCAUGGGUUACUCUCACAGCCUGGAUACCUGCAUGCUGGAGGUAGUCGUUAUCCUCUUUCUCACUGUGCUCAUCAUUGCUGGCAACUUGGUGGUAAUCUUUGUUUUCCACUGUGCCCCGCUGCUGCACCACCACACCACCAGCCACUUCAUCCAGACCAUGGCCUACGCCGAUCUGCUUGUGGGUGUCAGCUGCCUGGUGCCCUCGCUGUCCCUCCUUCACUACCUCCGAGGUUUGAAUGAGGAGCUUACCUGCAAGGUGUUUGGCUACAUGGUUUCUGUCCUGAAGAGCGUCUCAAUGGCGUCGCUGGCGUGUAUCAGCGUGGACCGCUACAUCGCCAUCACCCGCCCGCUGUCCUACGCCACGCUGGUGACACCGUGCCGGCUAAGGGUGUGCAUCGUUCUCAUCUGGGUUUAUUCUGCUUUGAUUUUUUUGCCAUCCUUUUUCAGCUGGGGCAAGCCCGGCUACCACGGGGACAUAUUUCAAUGGUGUGCAGAUUCCUGGAGAACCAGCCCAGGGUUCAGCACCUUCAUUGUGGGGAUGCUCUAUGCACCGGCUGCGCUCACAGUCUGCUUUACCUAUGGAAGCAUAUUCAGGAUCUGUCGGCAGCACACGAGGGAGAUCACCCAGCGCCAUGCUCGCUUCAGCUCACAGAUGGAGGGCAAUAAAGGCGAGCGGGCUGAGCGGUGUGAGGGCUGCCCCGACAAACGCUACGCAAUGGUGCUGUUUCGCAUCACCAGUGUCUUCUACGUACUGUGGAUGCCGUACAUCCUCUACUUCCUCCUGGAGAGCUCCGGACUGUAUCACCACAAGGUGGCAUCCUUCCUUACAACAUGGCUGGCAAUCAGCAACAGUUUCUGCAACUGUCUCAUCUACAGCCUCUCCAACAGCGUCUUCCGGAAAGGUCUCGGCCGCCUCUUUAGCCCACUGUUUCCUUCGUGUCUUGGCUGCACAGAUGGCAAAAAGGCUCCAGCGCCCGUUAGCCUGCGACCAGAUCCUUGAUGCCAAGUGUGAGACCUCAACGGGUUGGGUUCAGUCUAUUUUUUUGAAGGCGUCUGCCCUCUGUGUGUGCUUUGCCCUCGGCUACAUAGCAUGGCACGUGAUCCCCCUGUACGGAGCAUGGAGAGGGGUCCGAGCAGAUGCCCGUUGGCCAUUUCAAGCGGCCGACUUUGUGGAAAAAGGAGGAAGUUCCUUUUGGCACUUUCUCAAAUGCUCUCGUGUGAUGAUGCUCUUUCAUGGCUGACGACUCGGAGUAGAUGAGGAGUAUGGUCACUGAAAAGAGCCUUUAGUGUCAGUUCGGAGGAUUUCACAUAAACAUUUACUUUAAGAACUCCCAGAUGCAAAAAAAGAAGCACAGUGUGACCUAUGCUGCCUGAUCAACUGAGAUGCAAAAAAAGUAUUUAAAGCUUGACUGGAAAAUCUGCAAAUUUUCUUUCAGGGUAGAACUGAGUGUUAUAAAACAAACACAAAACACCUUACGAUUGCCAAGAAAUUGUUUGUGAGAUAUAAAAAAUUCACUUGAAGCACAUUUCCCAAAGAGAAGAUGUGGGUUUAUUUGGGAGAAUGUUACAUUGAAAGACUGGUUGCUCUUUUUUGAGGGUGGGUGUUAGGUUGGAGCCUCCAACUAUGUUUACACAGUCUCGGGUUCCAUGCGAAAAUGUUGAUUUAAGAAUUAACUCUAUUUUGUAAGAUGGUCACUGACCCAGGAUUCUCCCUCUGCCAGCAGACAGUGGGGUAUUCUGUCAGAGAGACAGUAAGUUUUAUUUAUUUGCAGAAAGUUAAUUUUGUGUUUUGUCCUCAGGUUUAUCAGCAGUUCUUUGUUAAGCCUCUGGGCUGUUUGCCUUUAAUUUCAGCUGAAACAGUAAAUUCAAUUUAUAUUCUUUAUAUAGCAUCCAUACCAAUACAAAUCGUCCCCAGACACUUUGCAAAAUCUAGUCUGAAAGCUGGGCUGAAACCUCCAAAGCAAGUCUGGAGGCAACGGAGUUUUUCCUUCCCUUGAAACUAUAACCUUGAGCAGAGCCCAGCUCAUAUGGGGAGACCCAGCUACCCAAGGCCAGUCUGGUAGAGACAGAAAAGAGAGAGAACAGCAGGAGAAACGAGAUGAACAUAUAUCUGUCAUAGAUACAUACAUCUGACUAAAGCCUACACGUAUAAUUGCCUACAUGUAGGAUCACAAGCCACACAGCGCAACAGAACUCAUGACUCACAACUCAUGACAAUGCAAGAUAUCGAACUCAAGACUCAUGAUAACACAAGAUAAUCAUCUCACUUGUAGUGUAGUCAAUGUUGAUCCUAGCAGAUAGCAGGUUAAUCACGCUUUAAGACCUCUAGCCAAUGGUAUCUUCUUUAAAGAAGGGUUAUGACCUCCCGUCACAAGCCUAGCUUCAGAGUUCAGAGUUUAAGAGCCAGUGAGAGCAUGUGGCUUUUUGACUUCAUGUAAAUACACUUAAAAGUAUUAAAUAUUUAACAGUGGCAAACUGGGCCCUUUGGGGGAUUUUUGGUAGUCUCCGAUUUAUAGUACAUUUCCAGGAAAACAAAUGAUCUGCCUCCAAAGCUGUUCAUUUCUAACUGUUAGUUGAAACGAGCGUCAUUUUGAGAGUUUGAUUUUAAAGUCACAGUGAAUGGCAUCUCUGAGAGCGCCUUGCUCCUGAACAAAAAAUUAACUAUGUACAGAGAAAAGCAACACUAAUAACAUUUAUCUGGUAUUCUUUUGAAUGCAAAAACAUACAAUGAUAUUCAGUCAAAAUCAGAAUUUUGUUUCAUUCAUUUGAAUACCUUAAAUAUGUCAUUAUGCUAUAAAAAUGUGUAUUAUCUAUAAAGAUAGCAUUUCUGUCCAGUUAAAGGUUUUAUUUAUUUAUUGGUUCACUUAACAGGAAAAGUUCCCUUUAAUUAACUUGAAUGUGCUGUGAAUGGACCAGAAUUAGCCACAAGGAAGAAGCUACAAUGCAAAAAUGCGCUCAAACAAGCUAGCUACAGUUAGCCUUGGCAAAAGCUACACUUCACAGCCAAAUAACACUUUCUUUUAAUAAUUCAGAGAAUUCUUGAUUAUACUACCAUGUUAUCUUGCGUAAUAGAGUCAGUGGUGAAAUGAAGCUAUGAAAAACACUGAUAUCUGCUAAGCUAGAUUAGGCUAGUUUGUAUACCUAGCAAGCACUGCCAGAUUUAUUGUGAUCAAGCUACUUUAAAUGACUCAUUAAAACGUGUUAAAAAGCUAUUUAAAUGUGUAUUGAAAAUAUGACACAGUCAAAGACUAAAUUAUGUAAUAAAGAAUAAAUGACAAGUAGGCUAGGCUAGUUGGUUCGCCUAGCUAGCACUGCCUGAUUGAUUGUGGUCCAGCUACAUUCGCAUGACUCAUUUAGAUGUGUUAAAAUUGUAUUUAAAAAGUACAUGAUUGUAUUGAGUUGGUUUGAAUAGUGAAUUAAAAGCUAAAGGAGAACGUACAGUACCAAAAUGUCAAAAGUACAUCUUCUCAAUCAAUGUUUUUUCUUUAUUUGUAUUUUCUACAUUGUAGUAGAAAACAUUCAUACUCUAUGAAGCAACACAUAUGUAAUAAUGCAUUAAACAAAAAAGUGUUAAACAAACCAGAAAAUAGUUUACAUUUUAGAUACUUUGAUAUCUUUGCACUCUCUUGGUGCUCUUUUGGUUAGCUUAAUGAGGUAGCCCCCCUGGAGUGGUUGUCCAAGAAGCCUAAAAGAGUUCCCAAAGGUUGAGCUCUUGUUGGCGGCUCUGCCAUCACUCUUUGGUCUAAAAAAAUUCAAAAAUGUUUUAAACAAUCUCACUUGGAUCUAGGUUGGGUUGAUUGUGCAAACCAUGUUAUCUGACGCAGGACUCCAUCACUCUCCUUCUUAAUUAAUUAGCCUGUGUGUUUGGGGUCACUCUCCAGGUGAAAAACUACCAAGGUCAUGCUAGAUGGGAUACCAUGAGUUCCUUGAAUAAUAAAUUAAUCAUCAACAGCAUUAACAGCAAAACACCCCCAAAGAUCACGCCUCCUCCUUCUCUUUCUCCUCCUCUUUCUCCUCCUCAUCGUUGACUAUACUUCGCAGAGUGAAAAACACAUAUUGAGUUGACCUUGUGUUUCACAGUUGACAUGUGUCUGCUUCUUGAACUCGUUUAUGUAGGGUUCCAGGUUGAUUGACCUUUAUAUCUUAGAGUAAAAAUGUCCUUUCUUUGCUUAAAUGAGUAAGUCUUGCCAUAAUAUGGAUUGGAACAACAGUUGAACAGACAACUAACUACUAACCCUACCUCUGCAACAACAAAACUGAAGGUGUCAAGGAAAACCAUUCCAGGUGACUACCCGCUGAAGAUUAUUGAGAGAACGUGAUAAAUUUUAGAUAUGAAACAUAAUCUGGUUUAUUUAACUUGUUUUGUUUGAUAUAGAGUUCCUUAUGUGUUACUUCCUUAUGUGAACCAUUGAAUGAAAAGAUUCCUGGUACUUUACAUUUGCUUGUUUAUUCAGUGCCAACAAUUUAAAUAUUAAAAAGACAGGAAAAGAAAUUUAAGAAAGAAAUUUAGUCUUGAUCUCAGUUUGGUAUAUUUUUAGCAAAAAUAUGCUCACACAGUGUAUUAAAUAUGUUUUAAAUUUAAAAGAUAGGAUCAGUUACAUAUAUAUGCAGUUCUUAUUUAGUUGUGACUUGUGUGAAGUUGUUGCGAGGCAAUCUUUUUUGUUUUCUCUAUUGGAACGUAUACAACACGUGCAUUUCCACCAUGUUACAGUUCAGACAUGAAUAAUCAAACCUCCGUUCUAUGUGAUGGUAUGUGUUAUGUAUACAAAAUCAGUUAUGAAAAUGUAAUUUCCUGCUAAAUCUUGACAUGUUUGACCUUUGACCUGCAUGAUUCACUGUAUCUGUCUAUUUAAAGAUGCUACUGACAGCAGUUUACUGACUUUACUUCCUGGUUUUAGUAUCCUAACUACUGUACUGUAGCUCAGAUGGUUUACCAUGUUUUUAUGAGGGCUAAGAGUUCCUGCUAGGGUUUAUGCCAGAAAAACGAUCAGCUUCUCCUGAUGCUGACGGGUCAUGCAAAUCUGCAUAAACAUGGCUGACCUUGGAGUUUUGUUGUCUUGUUUUUCCUUAAGACUGUCAACUGCGGGUGUUUGUGCAAUAAAUCACAACAUGGCAAAAAAAACUAUACAAACAAAAACAAAAAAGAAAAUCAUCUUAAGGAUAAUAACAAACUGCACAGAAACAAUCUUAAAUAAAGGGCUUUUAUAACUCUAGCUGAGCAGUUUGCUAUUCAGCAUGCAAUCUAAACUCUGAAUUGUACAUUAUUGUAAAUAGAGAGGUACACCUGUUUAAUUAAAAUUACAUUUGUCUGUUAA
Molecule: messenger RNA, 6046 nt
Organism: Mugil cephalus (flathead mullet)
Lineage: Eukaryota; Metazoa; Chordata; Actinopteri; Mugiliformes; Mugilidae
Product: probable G-protein coupled receptor 21
Exons: 1
Coding region: 673-1731 (352 amino acids)
Biological process (GO): G protein-coupled receptor signaling pathway
Cellular component (GO): membrane
Molecular function (GO): G protein-coupled receptor activity; peptide binding
Source: RefSeq, a predicted model, not a curated record